AUGACAUUAAUAAAUUAUAUAAAACGUAUAUUUAUUCAUCCUAUAAAAUACUUAAAGAGUGAACAUUAUAAAAUGGUGUUAGUCGUAAGAUCAGAUAUAACUAUGGGAAAGGGAAAGACUGCUGCUCAAUGUGCCCAUGCAGCAGUAGAAUGUUAUCGUCAAAUAUCAGCUAAUAAGAAAUAUCAAGAAAUAUAUGAAUCUUGGUUAGUGCAAGGUCAACCUAAAAUUGUGUUGAGAAUAUCUAAUGAAGAGAAACUAAUGUUAUUAGCUAGUAAUGCCCGUAAAGCUGGUUUAAUUAUUUCUAUAAUAAAAGAUGCAGGUAGAACUGAAUUAACACCUGGUACAACAUCUACUCUUGGAAUCGGGCCUGGUCCAAAACAUUUAAUAGAUAAUCUUACUGUACAUUUAAAGUUAUUAUAAAGUUAUUUUUAUUAAUAAUUUUAUUUUUAUUAA
Messenger RNA from Frieseomelitta varia, 453 nucleotides. Its product is annotated as peptidyl-tRNA hydrolase 2, mitochondrial. The transcript has 2 exons. Gene Ontology annotation, molecular function: peptidyl-tRNA hydrolase activity. NCBI's taxonomy places the organism in Eukaryota, Metazoa, Arthropoda, Insecta, Hymenoptera, Apidae. The record is from RefSeq and is a predicted model, not a curated record. Bases 1 to 420 code for a protein of 139 amino acids. Gene Ontology annotation, cellular component: cytosol; mitochondrion.